This is a messenger RNA of Symbiodinium sp. CCMP2592, 1947 nucleotides long. NCBI's taxonomy places the organism in Eukaryota, Dinophyceae, Suessiales, Symbiodiniaceae. The record is from the annotation of a GenBank genome assembly.
AUGUCGUUGCUAAGGUACUUGUUUGCACUGCCGCCCGCGGUCACCAAUGCAAGUUGGAGGACCCUGAGCCGCUUGAAGCUCCUCUUACGGAAAAGUUUCCGGGACACCGAAAUCCGUAUCCACGCGCCAGCGGCGGAGGGCUCGCGUCAGGCUCGCGAGAGAUCAAGCCCAAGCCCUGGACGUGCUUUUCCGCGGUGGAGGUCUUUCAUUGAUCAAAGUGUCCCGAUGCAGAGAGAUUGCAAGCUGCACCCGACACUUUGGACACCGCCGGAUGAGCGUUUCUACUUGGAAUGUCGAACUUCUCAGAUUUCCGAGCUCUUGCACGAGGCAGUCGGCUUACUCGGGGGCGAAGUGCCAGAACAGGCUUGGAUGGUUUUGCGAUCAGGCGUAGUUGCCUGGUUGGACAAGUACGAGGCUGACAUCCUAGGAGAUUCAGGGGAACUCGGCCGAGUGACAUGUCGGCUUGGACGCGCCGCAAUUCUGGACGACUUUCCACCAGCUUUUGGUCUUGUUAUCAGAGAGGCCCCGUGGGAUACGAUGCAGCCCACCUUGUCGAUAGCCGGGCUUUCUCAGAUGGCAGUGGCGGUUUCGAGGAUAUCUUUGCAGUUGGUGGUUCGACCUCUGCCCAUGUGGGACCUCGAGGAUGUCUUGCUUGCCACAUGGGGGAACAAUCAGUUUCAAGAGCUGGAGGAAGCACACGGGGUCAUGUUUGUCACGUGCGCAGCCAGGCGCCGCCGACGUCUUCACCCAACGCGACUGCCGACGAGGCUUGCCAUCCUCGCCCCGGGCGAUGCAGACACCGCCGCAGUCGAAGCCGCUUUGCGCCAGCGCUGUUGCGUUUCAGAAUAUUUUUCGAGUUGGCCGACAAGAAAACCAAAACCGUCGUCCUUGCCACUUGGCGUGGCAGUCGCAUGGUAUUCAGACUUUGAGCAAAGACGUUGCGACGACCUGGAAAGUUUCUUCAGGGGAGCGCAUGCCAUGUUUGGUCCACUGUUCACUUCUGGCCACACCGUUUACAUGGAGUUCCUGAGUCGUUGGAGGAUCGGUCUUGUCACGUGGAGGUACAUGUUCCAUUGGGACAGACUCAGACUUGGCAUUGGGAACACGUGUGACCUGCAAAAUGUGCACGACUCGGAAGAUGCGCUCUGGCACCUUUCGGCUCCCUGCACAGAUGAAAUGAAGCUUGGAACUUGCGAUCGCAAUGGCUGGCCCCCGGCUGGCCACUAUGACAUUCUGUUUAUUUGUGCCAAGCUAGUAAGUGAGGAUUGUUGCCCGGUGUAUCGCUUCGGUGUUGCUGGCAAGGGACAUGCUCUGCCAGGAUUUCACGAGGAGCUUCUCGACUUUGUGUUUAACCUUCAGUCGGGUAAUGUGUCGCAACUGGAAAGACGCUUGCUGCAAGCACGCGUGGAGAAGCGGGCUCUGGAGCGUCAAGUGCAAGAGUUGGAAGGGCGUUUGAGGACCUCGGAAGCACAGCUGGAGAGACAGGCAGAACACGGUCAUCCGAUGUCGUGGCUGCUUCCCACGUUUCAAGAAGUGGCAAAGUUUGCGAGGAGCAUACCCAGUCUGCGACCUUCCGGCCAGGUUCAACACCUUCCCGUGCUCGCACUGCGCUUCACACACAAAGCCGUGAAUGCCCACUUCGCUUUCGGCGAAGAACACGAGAACAGGCAAGAGUCCAUCUUCAAGCUGUUUAUGGGCCUCUUCAUGGGGAACUUGAAGCCUGAAGAGCUCGAGCCUCUUUACGUGUUCAAGCACGAGGGUCCUGAUGGCACCGUUGGGCUCUACUCCCGGAACAACCGCCGUCUGGUGGCCUUGCUCAUGUUUCAGGCACGCGAUUCCGAAAUUUGGGGUUUAGAUUUCAGCAUGGUCGUUGCGUCUGUGGCCCGUCUAUCGAGGCAGCUUCGCACUGGGGAUGCCAGCAUGUCGUUGGUGCAUGUCAUCUCAUAA